AUGCUUCCUAUCGAGCUCUACUGUUGCUGCAAGUACCCUCUAUACUUGCUGGACAAGGCGAGAACGGACCAGCUGCGCAAGGACUAUCGGGCGAUAUAUACGAAGGCCCGCGCUAAGUUGGCUGAAGUAUGCUGUUCCGUCCAGGCCCGCUUACUUAUCAUUGUAUAUCGACGCUAUGCAAGCCUGGAGAUCAUGGAUAUUCUUCUUUGUUGUAUAUGGCCCGAGGACUUUCCGAUGCGGCCUCCAGACCACGACUUCCUCGCAAAUCAGGACGGGGUGAUCGAUGCUUUGUGCGAUCUCUAUGGGAUAAGAGAUGCGAGCGAGGACAUCAAAGCGAAGCACCACGAAUUGUUGUGCACACUGUGGACAAGGCUGCCAUCGUUCUUUAGCUUGACAUGGGAGGGCAUGCAGAAGGAGGAGGAUAUGUGGAGGAGCAUCGGACAGGUGCGCAGAAUGUAA
This is a messenger RNA of Sparassis crispa, 459 nucleotides long. RefSeq lists its product as hypothetical. The coding region runs from base 1 to 459 and encodes 152 amino acids. NCBI's taxonomy places the organism in Eukaryota, Fungi, Basidiomycota, Agaricomycetes, Polyporales, Sparassidaceae. The record is from RefSeq and is a predicted model, not a curated record. The transcript has a single exon.